Microcebus murinus (gray mouse lemur) is the source of this 3919-nucleotide messenger RNA. RefSeq names its product transcriptional adaptor 2B (gene TADA2B). The record is from RefSeq and is a predicted model, not a curated record. Gene Ontology annotation, biological process: chromatin remodeling; regulation of transcription by RNA polymerase II. Gene Ontology annotation, cellular component: nucleus; SAGA-type complex. NCBI's taxonomy places the organism in Eukaryota, Metazoa, Chordata, Mammalia, Primates, Cheirogaleidae. Gene Ontology annotation, molecular function: zinc ion binding; transcription coactivator activity; chromatin binding.
GACGCGGCCGGCUGGCUGGCUCCGGCGCGCCUGGCGGGGCCGCAGUGGCGGCGGCGCGGCGGCGGCGGCGGUGCUCGUGUGCGGCGCGGCGGGCCCUGCGGGGGGGGCGGGGCGCUGACGGCCGGGGGCGCGGCGGCGGCGGGCCGGGCUGCGGGCGGCGAGCGGGGGAAGAUGGCGGAGCUCGGUAAGAAGUACUGCGUGUACUGCCUGGCCGAGGUGAGCCCGCUGCGCUUCCGCUGCACCGAGUGCCAGGACAUCGAGCUGUGCCCCGAGUGCUUCUCGGCCGGCGCCGAGAUCGGCCACCACCGCCGCUACCACGGCUACCAGCUGGUGGACGGCGGGCGCUUCACGCUCUGGGGGCCCGAGGCCGAGGGCGGCUGGACCAGCCGCGAGGAGCAGCUGCUGCUGGACGCCAUCGAGCAGUUCGGCUUCGGAAACUGGGAGGAUAUGGCUGCUCACGUGGGCGCUUCCCGGACUCCCCAAGAAGUGAUGGAACAUUACGUGAGCAUGUACAUCCAUGGCAACCUGGGCAAAGCCUGCAUCCCUGACACCAUCCCCAACCGGGUGACAGACCACACCUGUCCCAGCGGAGGCCCCCUCUCGCCCAGCCUCACCACCCCGCUGCCUCCCCUGGACAUCUCGGUGGCGGAGCAGCAGCAGCUGGGCUACAUGCCGCUGCGGGACGACUACGAGAUUGAGUAUGACCAGGACGCGGAGACGCUCAUCAGCGGGCUCUCGGUGAACUACGACGACGACGACGUGGAGAUCGAGCUCAAGCGCGCCCACGUGGACAUGUACGUGCGGAAGCUGAAGGAGCGGCAGCGCCGCAAGAACAUCGCCCGCGACUAUAACCUGGUGCCAGCCUUUCUGGGGAAGGACAGGAAGGAGAAGGAGAAGACGCUGAAGCGCAAGAUCACGAAGGAGGAGAAGGAGCUGCGCCUGAAGCUGAGGCCGCUCUACCAGUUCAUGUCGUGCAAGGAGUUCGAUGACCUGUUUGAAAACAUGCACAAAGAGAAGAUGCUCCGGGCCAAGAUCCGGGAACUGCAGCGCUACCGGCGGAACGGCAUCACCAAGAUGGAGGAGUCGGCGGAGUACGAGGCGGCGCGGCACAAGCGCGAGAAGAGGAAGGAGAACAAAAACCUGGCCGGCUCCAAGCGCGGCAAGGAGGACGGCAAGGACGGCGAGUUCUCCGCCAUCGAGAACCUGCCCGGGUUCGAGCUCCUGUCCGACCGCGAGAAGGUGCUCUGCAGCUCUUUAAACUUGAGUCCCGCGCGCUACGUGACUGUGAAGACUAUUAUCAUUAAAGACCACCUCCAGAAACGACAAGGAAUCCCCUCCAAAAGUCGCCUUCCUAGUUACUUAGACAAAGUCCUAAAGAAAAGAAUUUUGAAUUUCCUCACGGAGAGUGGCUGGAUCUCCAGGGACGCGUCUUGAGGCAGCAGGCGCCCUGGAGCCAGCGUGACCUGGGGUGCUGCCCCACUGUUGCUCUGUUUUAGACAAAUUGAGUUCCUUUUUUUAAGAUACAAGUUCUUUUCAUGGUCCUCUGAAAGCAGCAAUAGUGACAAUCUUAUAUUGGAUCAUGGGGGAAAGAAAUAUAAGUCUAUUUUAACUUAAUCCUAAAAGUAAUACUUUAAGAUGAUUUGCCUUUACCUGUUCGGUUUGGAGAGUAUUAUGAGAUUGGAUAAUUUCUUUUUAUUUUGUGAGCUUUCUUCCCUUUGGGUACAAAAACUGUUGUGCUAUGGGGAACAGGAGCAUGGUUUUCCCGCUGGACUGCAAGCAAAAGCGCUUUCCCGGUGACACAGCUCUUCUCAGCGGGGCUGCGGGAGGCUCCCUUCUCUGAGCCCACAUGCCCCAGCUGACCCCGGUGCGCCCGGGCACGAGGCACUUUACAGGGAGGCAGGUCGGGCACAGAUCCACUGUGUAGCAGAUGAAGAGAGGCCAGAGAACAGGAUGAUGUUUCCAUAGAAUUUAAUGAGGAAGAAUCUGUGGUUGAACACAAUGACCAGAUCACCAGUUUGAGCCUGCAGUCCCCAGGUCCCCAAACUGAGCCUCGCCUCGUUCUGAUCUGGGCAGAGCCUGCUGGUUCCCUUGGGAAGAUUAGUGACCCCCAGGGCCGGCUCCCUUAGUGUGGCCAUGUCCCUAUGAGGACAGGGCUGGUGUGGACUGCCAGAACCUGUAGACCAGCUUCCCAGGGCUGAGUGUUGCUGUUGGUACGUGCAGUGCAUUUUACUUUGGAAGAACCGGCUUUAAAAAGUUUAAGGCUAAGAGUUCUGAGUUCUGGCGUUAAAUUCCUCAGGAUUUUCAUCACGGUUGCAAGUACCCUUUUUGCUGAAACACGAGCACACUCGCCUGGCAAAGCAUCUUCAGUGUCACGAGGCCAGGGCAGUUCUGACCAGCGUGUCGUGGGCCAUGCCUCAGCCUGCGCGCUGCUUCUCUGUUAACUGUCCUGAAGCAGACUUAGAAAUGGCUUCUUCCCAGCCCUGUAAGUUUCUUUCUGGGGCCUUCCUUCAAGGAUAUACAUGGUACCUUCCUGAAAUUUGAGGAAGUCUUUUGUCUUCCGGCUGCUCAGGCUGCUCACGCUGCUCAGGGUUCUCCCGCCUAUGCCUAAGACCCUGCUUUAAGGAGAGUCUGGAGUGACAGUCCCAGCACUCCAUUCUUUCAGGAGCUUGUCUUGCCUCUCCUGCCCCCAUAGGUACCAAGAGACUAUUUACCUCCCACAAUGUUUGGGUGUGAAGUUACAUUAAAGUGAAGUUAUUUGAAAGAAAAAAAAAAAAAAAACCUCAUCAUUUCCAAGGACAACUUAAUUACUGUGCCUUUUCCUUUCUUUUUACAUCCUUCUGUCCCCUAGGGUAAAUUUUUCAGCAUUAAAUAAAACAUUUCAAAUAUAUGGUAUAUGGCUUUAGUUGUAAAGUACAUUGCAUGCUGGCAGAAGCGUUCCCUAUUAGCUGAGUCCAGAACUCUUCUUUUGACAAUAAAAGUACUGAGCAGUGGUAUUACUCAUGAGGGCCACCUCCACAUUGUCCCCUGCAGGACAAAUACGAUUGACAGAAAGCUGACCUUGUCUACCACUGAAUGUAAUGGAGAUGGUGCUAAGUUUUUACAGUUGUCUUGGCCAGUGGUUCUCAAAGUGGGGUUCCUGGCCCAGCAGCAUUAGCGUCCCCCAGAAACUUGUUAGAAGUGCAGACACUCGGGCCCACCCUGUCUCCGGACUCAGCCAUUCUGGGGGUGGUGCCCAGAGCUAUGCGACAAGCCCUCCAGUGACAGGAUGCAGAUUCACGCUUGAGAACCACUGGCUUCAGCUAUUCUGGUGUCUCAUUCAUUGGUUUAACAUCAGAAUCCUAGUUUGGUGAGGUUUUAAGUUUAGUCUUAUUUUUAUAUAAAACAAUUGCCAGACUUGUAUUAAGCUUGAGAAGCAGAAAAUCCCUGUAAAUGUGUAUGGCCUAGGCCAAGAGCUGUCAAAUGAAAAACUUUGUGCUGAAGCAGGUUUUUAGUAUGUAUCUUUUUGACGGUAUGAAGAAUUUAUUUAGGCUUGACUGUUUUAAAACACCAUAAUGAAUGUAUAAUUAAUUUAUAUUAAAGUAUUAAUACUUUGUUACAAGGGAAAGGUGAUUUUGAUUGGCUGCCUCUUAGCCUGUCAAUUCCAGCUGUCACUGUCACAAUAGUGCUUACCUCUGCUGGUAGCUCAGAGCCUCUGCAUUUUUAUAUUUAUUUCUCAUGAUAAAUUUGCCACCACAAUCCCAUGGAAUUAGGUCUUUUUAAAAUUUAAGCAAACUCUUUGAGUCAAAAAAGUUGGGUAAUUUUCUCCAGCCAUUUGAAAUAAUGCUCUCUGGAUGGCCAACAUUCCAAGAAUGUAUUAAAAACUGAAACUCUGACUACCAUUUUUAUUAUCCUUUUAUGUAUUAAACAAGUUGAGAACAAA